AGAAUAAAAAGCAGGUGCUGAAAAGGAGCUGACUGUAGAAGAGCCCUCCCUCCCCAGAAGAGCAACGUGCUUUGAAUGAGGCUUCCCAGCCUCUUCCACUCGUCUCACACACGCUGUCACUCUGCCUCUCGCUUUGCACACUGUUGGUAUGCGACCUCGGAGGCGACUGCUCUGCCGCCUGAGCCUGGGGAGCCGCUGACAGCCAGCCAUUGAGCCAACCCCCCCUUCCACCCCCCGAUGGGUUUUUUUCCCUCCUUUUGCAAACACACACGCACACCCCCAAAGCAUAUUUAACGCUGAUCCACUCAGGCGCCAUUAUCGGGGUUACGUCUCGGAGUGUUUUGGUUUUCUCUCUCUCUUUUCUUUCUUUUCUUUCUUUUUUUUUCCUAUCACUGGAUGGUGCAGCAUUCCCGUGGCCUGUGGUGUUUCAGCUCGACUGCGUUUUCUUAUUUGUUUCUCUCCUCUCCCCCCGGCGCUUCCCCUCUCCCGAUCCCCUCCAAUCUCCCUGGGCACCGAGGAGGAGCCCUCGCUCUCUCUGCCACUGAUGUGGGACUGAGCCUCCCCCGCUUGUAGCAUGCUGUAGCAAAAAAAGAAGAGAGGAGGGGGAAAAGAAGAGAAAGAGGGAGAAGCGGCUCUCUUUCCCUCCCUCCCCCUCGCUUCCCGCGGAUUGACUUCAUGGCUUCACUAUACCAACGCUUCAGUGGGAAGAUCAACACCUCUCGCUCCUUCCCCGUGCCCCCAGAAGCCAGUCACCUCCUGGGCGCCCAGUGCAGCGAGGAGGACGGCUCUGCUGGCAAGAUCCCGCGUCCAUUGCAACAGGAAGGCAGCCGGCCCCGCUUCCAGUACCAGCCGCGAAGUGACUGCGAGGAGGAGGAUGAGCUGGUGGGGAGUAAUCCUCCACAAAGAAACUGGAAAGGAAUUGCAAUUGCCUUACUUGUCAUUCUCGUUAUCUGCUCCUUGAUUGUCACCUCUGUUAUACUCCUGACACCAGUUGAAGAUAACAGCUUGUCUCAGAAGAAGAAGAUAACAGUGGAAGAUCUUUUCAGUGCUGAUUUCAAAAUUCAUGACCCAGAGGCUAAAUGGAUAAAUGAUCAUGAAUUCAUUUAUAGAAACCAGAAUGGCACAGUGAUUCUGAGGAAUGUUGAAACCAACAAUUCAACGGUAUUAAUAGAAAACAAAAAAAUUGUCUCCUUAAAGGCUGUUCGAUAUGAAGUGUCACCUGACCGAGAAUAUGCACUUUUUGCUUUUGAUGUUGAACCAAUGUAUCGGCAUUCAUAUACGGCGCAUUAUGUCCUCAGCAGAAUUCCUCAUGGGGAUCCCCAGAAUUUGUAUCCCCCUGAGGUCAGCGAUGCAAAGCUUCAGUAUGCUGGUUGGGGUCCAAAAGGGCAACAGCUGAUUUUUAUCUUUGAGAAUAACAUCUAUUACUGUGCCCAUGUGGGGAAACAAGCCAUUCGAGUGGUCUCCACGGGAAAAGAAGGUGUUAUUUUCAACGGGCUCAGCGACUGGCUAUAUGAAGAGGAGAUCUUGAAGACUCAUAUUGCUCAUUGGUGGUCUCCUGAUGGCACCAGGUUAGCAUAUGCAACAAUUAAUGCUUCCAGAGUCCCCACCAUGGAGAUCCCAGUAUACACGGGCAGCCUUUACCCUACUGUUAAAACCUACCAUUAUCCAAAGGCUGGAAUGGAAAAUCCAACUAUUUCUUUGCAUGUGAUUGGUCUGAAUGGACCUACCCAUGAUCUAGAGAUGAUUCCCCCAGACGAUCAUAGACUGAGGGACUAUUACAUCACCAUGGUAAAGUGGGCUACCAGCACCAAGGUGGCAGUGAACUGGCUGAACAGGGCCCAGAAUUUCUCCAUCCUGACACUGUGUGAUGCGACCACGGGCGUCUGCACCAAGAAACAUGAAGAUGAAAGUGAAGGCUGGCUGCACAGACAGAAUGAAGAGCCAAUUUUUUCCAGGGAUGGUCGGAGGUUUUUCUUUGUGCGAGCCAGUCCCCAGGGAGGACGCGGGAAGUUCUACCAUGUUGCCAUGUCAUCAUCACAGCCCAACAGCAGCAGCGAUAACUUGGAGUCCAUCACAUCUGGCGAUUGGGAUGUGACAAAGAUAUUGGCCUAUGAUGAAAAGAGGCAUAAAAUUUAUUUCCUCAGCACAGAAGAUUUGCCAAGAAGGCGGCAUUUAUACAGUGCAAGCACGAAUGGGAACUUCAACAGGCAAUGUCUGUCUUGUGAUCUGAUUGAAAACUGUACAUAUUUCAGUGCAUCAUUCAGUCACAACCUGGAAUACUUCCUAUUGACAUGUGAAGGUCCCCGGGUUCCGAUGGUGACUGUUCACAGCACAACCGAUGCACAGAAAAUGUUUGAUCUGGAGGUAAAUGAAAAUGUGCAGCUGGCAGUAAAUGACAGGCAAAUGCCUAAAGUAGAAUACAUGGAAAUCAAGAUUGAUGAUUACAAAUUACCAAUGCAGAUCCUAAAGCCAGCGACGUUUUCAGACAUGACGCACUAUCCCUUGCUUUUAGUUGUGGAUGGGACGCCAGGCAACCAGAUUGUAACAGAGAGGUUUGAGGUGACGUGGGAGAGUGUGAUGGUCAGCUUGCACAACGCCAUCGUGCUGAAGUUCGACGGCCGCGGGAGUGGCUUCCAAGGCACUAAACUAUUGCACGAGGUUAAGAGGAGGCUGGGCUUUUUGGAAGAGAAGGACCAGCUGGAAGCUGUCCGGACAAUGCUGAAAGAGCAUUACAUCGAUAAAAUGCGAGUCGGUGUGUUUGGGAAGGACUAUGGUGGCUACCUGAGCACUUACAUGCUUCCAGCUGGCGAAGAAAACCAGGUGUUUGCAUGUGGAGCUGCUCUUUCGCCACUGACAGACUUCAAACUAUAUGCUUCAGCAUUUUCUGAAAGAUACUUGGGCUUGCAUGGGAUUGACAACAGAGUGUAUGAGAUCACCAGAUUAGCACACAGAGUCUCAUUACUGAAGGAACAGACAUUUUUGAUCAUUCAUGCUACUGCUGAUGAAAAAAUCCAUUUUCAGCAUACUGCGGACCUUAUCACACACCUAAUUAGGGCAAAGGCUAAUUACAGCUUGCAGAUUUACCCUGAUGAAAGCCAUUAUUUCAGCAACCCAGCUUUAGAGCAGCAUUUGUACAACUCCAUUGUCAACUUCUUUGCAUCGUGUUUCCAAGUUCAGGACAAACUCCCAAUAGCUCCACUGAAAGAGGAGGAGGACGAUGAUUAACCCUGUGUGUCUGUGCUAAGCACAGGGCAGAUCCCUCUAACAAUAUGCAACUGGGUCAUUUUCCUGAAGAAAGAGAUGUUAAUGUUGUUAGCAUGUAUUUAAAGAAAACUGAAAGCAGCUCCUCUGCUUUACUUGACAGCAACUCCUUCCUAGAUGGAAGAACAUUAAGCAUGGUGAACUCAGCAGAAACUGCUGUCUGAAAUUGACUCAUCACAACCAACAUCUUCCUUUUAUUUUAUCCUUUUUUUCCCCCUUUUUCUGUCUUUUUUUCUUUGCCACAAAGUGACUUGUGGUGUGAAAGUGGCAAGGCUUGAAGGAACACCCUAUGAAACCGCUUUGAGGACUGGAUGAUGUGAUGUCCCUUUACAGUCAAGCAAUCAAGCAGCAGCCCUGAAAUCCAUCAUUCAUAUUAUGUUCCUGUAGUUAACAUCACACUUUGUCAAAAAAAAAAAAAAAAAAGAAUCAAAUACACAGAAAAGAUUAUAGCAGUUAUUUUAAAGGACACUGAUUCAUGCAUAUUUGCCUGCUCUUUCUGAUCAGGAGGUUUGCCAUUGCUGCAGGACAUACGAAUGCAGUCUCUAUAGUUACGCUGGUGUUUACCUUCCUGUAAUUAUUUCUUAAUUUUGUAUAGCUUUUACUCCUGUUUUCAUUUGGUCUCAUGUUUACCUUACUAGCUUCUCAGCUUGUUCCGGAUGAGGAGGAACAAUAUGAGGAAUUAACCAACCCUAUUUAGACGUUAGAGUUCUGGAAGGGCAGUGAGGGUCAGGGUAACCAGCCAUUAAAAAAUCCUGUGUUCCAGGCACAGCCUUUACUCACAAGAUUGAGCAUUUUCUUUGGCAGCAUUGAAAAAUACACACAUAGAAAGCCCAGAUCAGCUUAACAUUGUGACAUGUUUCCAAUAUUAAA
Coturnix japonica (Japanese quail) is the source of this 4131-nucleotide messenger RNA. RefSeq names its product dipeptidyl peptidase like 6 (gene DPP6). Gene Ontology annotation, molecular function: serine-type peptidase activity; potassium channel regulator activity. Gene Ontology annotation, cellular component: plasma membrane; voltage-gated potassium channel complex. Lineage: Eukaryota; Metazoa; Chordata; Aves; Galliformes; Phasianidae. Gene Ontology annotation, biological process: regulation of potassium ion transmembrane transport; proteolysis. The record is from RefSeq and is a predicted model, not a curated record.